GUUGGCGGGAAAGUCUGUAGAGUAAAAACUCGGUCGCUGCUACUUUCCCUCCCAAAUUUCUCCCCCGCCACCGUCACCUGAUGGAAUCCGAUUCAGACUCCGGCGGCUCUCACGUCUCAGCUACUCCUCCCAGAAACUCCAAACAGCCGCCGAAGCAGUUUCGUCCCGCUCCUCCUCCUCCGCUUCCCCUGCGGCAACCUCCACGCGCCGGAAGCAAAACCAGAAACAAAACCCCAACUUCCUCCUCCGCCGCCGCCGCUUCUCGCUCUAAUAAACCCCUAGAACAGCCGCCUCUCGACCGGAAAAACGACGACGACGCUCCUGCGGUCUAUUCAGCACCUCUCUCGAACCUGCCGUUUCAGAUCUGCUAUCAAAACCGACCGAUUUCAUCCUCCUCGUCUUCCCAUUCAAUCGAAGCUCUCCCCGCCGGCUAUUUCUCCAAAUCCGCUUCCUUCUCCAAAAUCAGAAGAACCUCCCUCAAUUUCGAAUCGCUCGACGAGUCUUGUCCCCCGCCGCCGCCGCCUGAUUCUUCCACGGCGGUUCCAGCCCCGAAACCUAACAACAACAACAUCAGGAAGAAUAUCAACCUGAUUCGAGCGGAAGCGCCGCCGCCACCAGUCAAAUUGCGGAAGUGCAGCGGUGGCAGCGAAGGCAACUUCGUGAAGCUCAACACGAACUACAAGAACAAGUUCCUCAACAGGAAAGGGAUGCGGAAGAGCAGUAGUAGUUACGCGUCGAACAACCGGCGACUUUACCGACGGAGCAAGCGGAAGCUGAAGGCGGACAGCGAAGCAGCCGAAGCCGGUGGGUCACUCUGCGACGAGGAAGGUUUGGUGACGGAGAUCACCCAACAGAAGGCGGAGAAUGGCGGCGAGUUGAUUGAGGAAGCGGUUUCGGCUGCGAGAGGAGAGCCAUCCGAUGAGAAUUUGGUGAGGUUGUUGAGUUUGAUGUAUGGUUAUAGUUCGUUUAGGAAUGGGCAGCUUGAAGCAAUUAGAAUGGUGCUCGAUGGCAAAUCAGCAAUGCUGGUUUUGCCCACCGGCGCCGGGAAAUCUCUCUGUUAUCAGAUCCCGGCAGUGAUUCUGCCAGGAAUCACUCUGGUGGUGAGCCCGUUAGUUGCGUUGAUGAUCGAUCAGCUUAAACAGUUGCCUGCUGCCAUUCAAGGUGGCCUUUUCUGUAGCAGUCAGACGCCUCAAGAGGUUGAAGAGACCACCAAAUUGCUUCAGCAAAGAGCCAUUAAAGUGCUUUUUGUUUCACCAGAGAGGUUCUUGAACGCUGAUUUCCUGUCAGUUUUGUCUUCUAUUCAUGUUUCCCUUCUGGUGGUUGAUGAAGCUCACUGUAUUUCUGAAUGGUCUCACAACUUUCGGCCUUCAUAUAUGAGGCUCAGAGCUUCCUUACUACGUGCCAAGCUUAGUAUUGGAUGCAUUCUUGCAAUGACAGCAACCGCCACUACCACUACCUUGAAUGCUGUUAUGUCUGCUUUAGAUAUUCCUUCAACUAAUCUCAUUCAGAAAGAGCAGCUGAGAGACAAUCUACAGUUGUCUGUAUCCUUUAGUAAAAACAGAAUGAAAGACCUACUGAUGUUGAUCAAGUCUUCCGCGUACAAGGAAGUCCAGAGCAUCAUUAUAUACUGUAAAUUUCAGACUGAAACUGAUAACAUAAGCAGAUACUUAUGCGACAAUAACAUCCCAGCAAAGAGCUACCACAGUGGUAUCUUCUCAAAGGAACGCAGCCGUAUACAAGAGUUAUUUUGUUCUAACAAGAUUAGAGUGGUUGUUGCAACUGUGGCAUUUGGCAUGGGUCUGGACAAGAGCGAUGUUGGAGCUGUGAUUCAUUAUAGCUUGCCAGAAAGCCUUGAAGAAUAUGUUCAGGAAAUUGGACGUGCUGGAAGGGAUGGUAGACUGUCCUACUGCCAUCUAUUCUUUGAUGAUGUCACCUAUUUCAAGCUUAGAAGUCUCAUGCACAGUGAUGGAGUAGAUGAGUAUGCAGUAAACAAGUUCCUCUCCCAAGUCUUUACCAGUGAAACUAGCUCACGUGGAAAAGUUUGUUCACUAGUCAAAGAAUCUGCUUCUCGCAAAUUUGAUAUGAAAGAAGAGGUGAUGCUCACGCUUCUAACACAGUUGGAGUUAGGGGAAGUGCAAUACUUGCGCCUACUUCCACAAGUAAAUGUUACAUGCACUGUGAAUUUCUACAAGACUGCACCAGGGCUACUUGCUGACAAGGAUACCGUGGUUUCUGCAAUCCUCAAAAGAUGUGAAACUAAGCAAGGAGAACAUGUUUUUGACAUUCCUUCAGUGGCAAAUAGCAUUGGCAUCUCAAUUACUGAGUUGUCUGAUCACCUCUUGAAUCUGAAGUUCAAAGGAGAAAUAACAUACGAGGUUAAGGACCCAGCAUUUUGUUAUAUACUGGUGGAGGUCCCCAAGGAUGUGAGCUCCCUUUCCACACAUCUCACCAAAUGGCUAGCUGAAGUCGAACGGUUUAAGGUAAGAAGGCUACAGGAAAUCCAUGAUGCUGUCCAAUUCACCACGAAUGGUUGCAAGAAGACUGCAGGUUGCAAUGGCGCUGACCACACGGCAUGCCUGCAGAGAAGGAUUCUCAACUACUUCAAUGAAGAUACAGAACACGAAGUUGCAGACAAGACCAGUCAAAUCAGCCCAUUUCUGCGAGCAGAUAUAAAGGUUUUCCUGCAGAGCAAUGCGCAUGCAAAGUUUACACCCCGAGCUGUUGCGAGAAUAAUGCACGGCAUUGCCAGUCCAGCUUAUCCUUCAUCGACUUGGGCUGGUGCCCAUUUCUGGGGAAGGUACACCGGAACUGAUUUCAAAGUGGUAAUGGAAGCUGCAAAGGCAGAGUUAAUUAAGUGCGUCGGGAAGGAUGGCUCAGUACCUGUAUAGAGCUGACAAAAUGUUACAGCUGGUAAAAAGGAGUUCCCGAAACUGUCGUCGUCUGUGAGAUUGGUAAAGGCGACCAAGUGAAAUUGUUCCGCCGCUGCUUAUCCCUCGGUACCUUGCACGUCAAGGCAAUUUGCUUGCUGUGGCGGAGAAGGGUACAUGAGGCUGAAGAAUUCCCCAGCUGAAGUUACGAAAACGGUGCCGUAUGAUUGGGAAGUAGAAAGAUACAUACAGCCACAGGAUAGGAGCUUCUGGAGUUUAUGUGCUACGUAACAGAGCCGGGGGCUACAAGUUUCAAUGGCAGACGUUUCGGUGAAGCUUGUCACUACACAACUGAGAUCAAUGUCACACAUCAUUAGAGUAUGAGUAGUAAUUAAUAAUAAUAUUAUUAUAGUAUAUUACGAGUACUAUUUCUGUAAUUUCUUAUAGUCAU
Molecule: messenger RNA, 3318 nt
Organism: Linum tenue
Lineage: Eukaryota; Viridiplantae; Streptophyta; Magnoliopsida; Malpighiales; Linaceae
Source: the annotation of a GenBank genome assembly